AUGACAAGGCUUGUCUUGGACCAUGGACUGAACAUUUUCUCAGGAAGCCUAGAUAUCGAGGAAGCCAUAAAUACUGCCGUCGGUAAAGCAAACUUCCCGUUGUUCAAGCUCCUGCUGGACAGUGGAUUGUUGGAUUCUCCAUCUGCUUCUCCAGGAGAUCGAAACAUUCUGGGAAUUGAGAUACCCGCGCCCCCAGUGCCACAGAAAGAUACAAAUACCGAUGCGACCACUGUGAAUCUGCCAGCAGAUCACGGCGCAUACAGCGAACCGAUAACACCACCUCUAGUCACGUCGCCUCUUGAUCAUCUGUUCAUGAGCCAGGCUGUACCAGGCCCAGGAAAUACGGACAUUUUCGUUCGUUCUAUGCUGAGGGUCAUUGAUAGACAGACUAUUACGGAGGAAGAGUUCUUGCUUAAGCUUGGCGUGCUUCCUGAGAUUGACCCCCAGACGCAGUCGCUCGUAGUAGUUAUGCCGAAUACUACGCUAAGCGGAGCAGCAGAGACCUUCCAUAAAGUGAGUUGA
Molecule: messenger RNA, 522 nt
Organism: Penicillium hordei
Lineage: Eukaryota; Fungi; Ascomycota; Eurotiomycetes; Eurotiales; Aspergillaceae
Exons: 2
Coding region: 1-522 (173 amino acids)
Source: RefSeq, a predicted model, not a curated record